AAGCAUCGAUAGCGGAUUAUCCUAUAUGUGUAUCGAUGCUGCCUCGUCAACUUGCGGCUCACCAUUGAAGUUCUGCGUUUCCGUUUCCGGAAAAGCAUUCCAGCCGACGAAGUGAAAAGUUCGCGGAGCAAGUGUGAAAAUGAAGUACAUAAGCAAGCGCCAAAGAAAGCGGCAGAAGGGUGUCCAGUUCUCAAGCGGGCCUUCGACUGCGAGUAGCAGCGAUGAGAAUAGUUCCCAAGCGGAGCAGCCGAAGACAUUUUCGCGAAAAGGCAAAUCCAAACGGAGCCCGAAGAACUCAACCGUUUCUGGUGCAUACAAAACUCAAGAAGUUUCACCGGCCCCCGGUAAUCGCCGUUUCCAGAACCAACUGGGCCCGAAAAAGUCGAACUCGCAGAGCAGCAUCAACAGCCUGUCCAGCGGAUCGACCAUGACCAGGUACAGCAGCACCAGCGGCAGUAGCCACUCCUCCGGUGUGUUCAAGGAGGGCUUCCUCCGCGCCUCGAGGUACCACUUCCAGAAUGCCCAGUCCAUCACACUGGCCAGCUUCCUGGUCCCGGACGCAAUCAAGCAUUACGCGCAGAGGCAUGUGAGAUCGCGCACUCGCUGCUCCUCCUUGACCUACCGCGUAGUCAGUGCCCCAAUCUCGCCGCCCCUUGAUCUCGGCGAGGAUCUCGAUAUGCCGAAAAAACCGUGGAUCUCCGGUCAAAAGGAAGUGGCGCGCACCUCCGUUCUGUGUGGCCAAAUGGACCUCGGACCCCUGAUGCGCACCGACGGGCGGGCUGGCUUUCCGUCGCCGCCAUUCUGGAGCAACCCCUAUGGGCUGACCUAUAUGGAUGCAGCCGACUCCGCGGAAUUCGAAGAGGAUAUUUUCAUCAGCCACAAGCUGAAGCCCAUCGGCUACGAAAUGCUUAUGCGGGCCAAGCACAGGGCCCAUCUGGAGAGGAUGUACAACGAGGAGGUGGCUAAGCUUGUCCGGCUGGUGGAGACCACCAGGUGGCUUUGGGCACGCAACCGGAUCGGCCUUUCGCUGGGCAAAACGAUUUGGAGCGUCGAGCGCUCCGAGCUCGUGCCAUUCCGAUUUAACCAUCGCUACAUGAAUCCGCCGAAGCAGGGUGCCACUAGAACCCAUCCGCACGCCAAUGGAAACCCCUUUGUGAUGCCAUCGGCUGUUGUCUGCGUUCCCGGACUUUGGUUUCGAGGCCAGCCAAUGCAGCUGGGCUACUGGCAAGGCUGCUGGCAGCACUACUGGCCAUCCUACUGGCCGCAACACAGCCGGGGUCGCCCCACCCACAAUGAGAACUGGUGGGACAACGCCACCUACAUAAACGCCAUAGCCCAGAUGGAGAUGUUCCUGGUGAAUCUCUCGCCGGUGGAGAUCUACGCAGCCCAGAUGUACGCCCUCCACGGCGAGCCGUUCUUCGACUCGCCCAUGGGCAGGUGCUUCAGGGGAAGCCGGCAGACUCCUCCGCCCUUCGCCCAGUACCGCCAGGUCCCGCAGCCAUACAUCUAUCCAUCGGUCUACCCUCAGCCUUACGUCUAUCCAUCGGUUUACCAUCAGCCUUACGUCUAUCCAUCGGUUUACCAUCAGCCAUUCGCCUAUCCUUCUGCUGACCCACAGCUGGCCGGAAGACCUACUAGGGUCCAUCCUAAGCAGCCAAUGCCAAAACCUCGACCAGGACAGGAUGGAACUCGCCCAGGAGGAUCGGGUCAGGUAAAAGCUGGGGGAGCACUUAGGGCAAGUCCUGAAAACUAUGAAUUGGGUACCAAGCCGACGAGUGGGGAAAAUGAGUGCUCCACCGACAGUGGCUCCAGUGAAUAUGGGUGUCGUGGAAUCAAGUCUGCCAAAAAAUGUCCCCUCCACAUCCGGAGAUGAUCUCACUCUUAAUUUUUCAAACUUCCCACCGCUUCCAGCGCCUUCCAAAAAGGGCAGAAAAAUUUGAAUAACCCAAACUUGACUACAACAUAGAUAGUCAAAUAUAAUAACUUUAUAACAUUUAUAUUCUAUUGUUGUAUAAAAUAAUACAAUAUAUUUCUUUCGCAAGAAGUAAAGAUAUAACAACUGAAAAGUAGAAUAGAGCUGAUCUAAAUCUCUAAAGAUAUAAAAACUGAAAAGUAGAAUAAAACUGAUCUAAAUCUGAAUUUAGAUUCACACUUUCCAAAAAAUACCAAAUGAAACAAAUAAAUAUUUUUUUACCACAACCACGAUACCUCAUUUGUAGAAAUGGUUGUAUAAAUAUGUAAAGGGAUAAUUUCUUACAGUUGACCAAAUAAUUAU
This is a messenger RNA of Drosophila biarmipes, 2275 nucleotides long. RefSeq lists its product as uncharacterized. NCBI's taxonomy places the organism in Eukaryota, Metazoa, Arthropoda, Insecta, Diptera, Drosophilidae. The transcript is spliced from 5 exons. The coding region runs from base 140 to 1873 and encodes 577 amino acids. The record is from RefSeq and is a predicted model, not a curated record.